This is a messenger RNA of Pyrus x bretschneideri (Chinese white pear), 698 nucleotides long. Its product is annotated as CEN-like protein 2. Gene Ontology annotation, biological process: negative regulation of flower development; vegetative to reproductive phase transition of meristem. The coding region runs from base 1 to 525 and encodes 174 amino acids. The transcript has 4 exons. Lineage: Eukaryota; Viridiplantae; Streptophyta; Magnoliopsida; Rosales; Rosaceae. Gene Ontology annotation, cellular component: cytoplasm; nucleus. The record is from RefSeq and is a predicted model, not a curated record.
AUGGCAACGAUGUCAUCAGAUCCUCUUGUGGUUGGGAGAGUUAUUGGAGACGUUGUUGAUUACUUCUCCUCCAGUGUAAGAAUGACAAUCACAUACAACUCGAACAAGGUGGUGUAUAAUGGGCAUGAGCUAUUUCCUUCCUCAGUAACCAUCAAGCCUAAGGCUGAAGUUCAUGGAGGCGAUUUGAGGAGUUUCUUUACACUGGUCAUGACGGAUCCAGAUGUUCCAGGCCCUAGUGACCCAUACCUGAAGGAACACUUACACUGGAUUGUGACUGACAUCCCAGGCACUACUGAUAACACAUUUGGAAAGGAGGUGGUGAAAUAUGAAAUGCCAAGGCCAAACAUAGGGAUCCACAGGUUUGUGUUUCUUCUGUUCAAGCAGAAAGGCUGGCAGACAGUGAUCCCUCCUGCAUCAAAGGACCACUUCAAUACCCGAAAAUUUGCAGAGGCAAAUGACCUUGGCCUUCCUGUGACUGCUGUCUUCUUUAAUGCCCAAAGAGAAACUGCUGCAAGGAGACGCUAAAACAAUAGCACUAACCGAAAAAAUCAGCUCUGCUCUCCAAGUUGUACCUUGAAAUGGAUUGUUUACAAUAAUUAGUAGGGGACCGGUCGGUUUAAAAUUUGUGCUAAGUGCACCCUCUUGCUUUAUUAACCUAACGAAAGUUUGUAAAUUUAUGGUUGUGUACUUUAUGUGAC